AUGGUGCAACUGGUAGGAGUCCUAUUCCGGAAGAGGUACCUGAAGCUUGACACUGAAGGAGCUGACGGCUUGAUUCUUCAGCAGUUGUCGGAGCUGCCAUCGAAGCCGACAUACAUGUCUCUUGAGCUGAACAGCCUCAACUACAUCUUGCAGGCAUCCCAGCUUGGCUAUCGGGACUUCAAGGUGGUGCCGCAAAGCCGUCACAAAGCCGAACAUCUCAAGGAUGAGCAUGGAAGGCCAUUGACACAUGCUGGCGAUUUCGGCGAGGAUGCGUCGGGAGUGGAUGGAGCGGCUUGGAGGGAUGAAGGAACCACGCUGGAUCUUUGCCGCAGCUUGUGUUUGGUUCACGAUGCAAGCGCCGACGCACCAAGCUUCGCUGCCGGGCCCGCCAGGUAUGUGGACCGAGACUUCGCCACAUUGAGGGCAUGUUUUCCCAUCGAGAGCAAGGAUGACGAGGAGUGGUACGACAUCCAUUGUCGGCACAGCUCUGCUGGCGCCAGCUUGAAGAGCAUGCGCACAAUGAGCGAGGCCGGUGACCCGGAGCUGAGUCGGAGACUCCUCUUUGUCGGGGGAAUUUUUGGGUGGAUCUUCAUCCACCCAGUGAACACCCUGGGCAUUAGGAUGAACCUCGCGAGUAUGCAGAAUCCGGGUGUGAAGCUGAGCCUGGCCACCUUCGCUGCGGACACAGUCAAGAAGUCCGGCUUCUCGAGCCUUUACAAUGGCUUGGGCGCUGGCAUUUGGAGACAGGUGUUCUAUGCUAGCAGCCGCUAUGGCCUGUUCCAAGUCUUCAGGGAUACCCUUUCCCAGUAUCGGGAGAUGGACUUUGGAUCGCGACUCUUCUGUGCGACAGCUGCUGGCGGGCUGGCAGCACUGUUUUCGUGCCCUUGUGAGGUUUCCCUUGUUCGGCUCUCCAACGAUGCCACCCUGCCAGAAGCGGAGAGGAGAAACUACAAGGGUGUGAUCGACUGCGCGCAGCGUAUUGCGCGAGAAGAGGGUGUCACUGCCUUUUGGCGCGGGAGCACGCCUUUCGUUACCCGAGCUUGCCUGGUCGGUGCGACGCAGGUUGCAACAUAUGACCAGUUCAAGACCAUCUACGGCAGCUUUGGAAUCAAGGGAAGCUCCAAUGUGGUCGCUUCCUCCUUCACUGCUGGCCUGGUCUACUCCAUCAUUACCAUGCCUUUUGAGUCCGCGAAGAAUCGCAUGGCUUCGCAAAAGCCAGACCCAGAAACGGGCAAGCUUCCGUACCGUGGCACAAUGCAAACCAUCCAGGCAGUCGCAGGUAAAGAGGGCGCAGCUGCUCUCUACAACGGUUUCAUGCCAUACUGCCUGAGGUGUGGAGGACACACUGUGCUGAUGUUCUUUGCCGUGGAGGAGUUGCAGAAAUGGCCACCUGCAGUUCGAAAGUGCAUUGAUCUGACAGUACGAGUAGCAGCCACACUGCAAACAGAGGUACCGAAAGUAUGCCUGAGUUGGAGCGGCGAAUGCCAAUGGCUCGGAAGCGCCACCCUUACUGAUUUAGAUGUUUCUGAAGCACCAUGUCUUGCACCGGCUACAUGGCUCCAAAGAGGGGACCGCAGCGGCAGAUAA
Symbiodinium natans is the source of this 1587-nucleotide messenger RNA. The record is from the annotation of a GenBank genome assembly. Lineage: Eukaryota; Dinophyceae; Suessiales; Symbiodiniaceae.